AUGGACAACUUACUGCUGGGUGUGAAAGAUGCAAAUCUGAAAUUGACAUUAGCAUUUGGCUGUGGGCUUCAUCAUGCUGGCCUUCAAGAAAAAGAUCGAAAAAUUGUUGAAGAAUUGUUUGUCAAUCAGAAAAUACAGGUACUUAUUGCAACAAGUACUUUGGCUUGGGGUGUAAACUUUCCAGCUCACCUCGUCAUCAUUAAAGGUACUGAAUAUUACUGUGGCAAAAGCAGACGUUAUGUGGAUUUUCCAAUUACUGAUGUCUUACAAAUGAUGGGACGAGCUGGAAGACCACAAUUUGAUGCCCAAGGAAAGGCAGUCAUUCUGGUUCAUGAUAUAAAAAAGCAUUUCUAUAAAAAAUUUCUCUAUGAGCCUUUCCCAGUUGAAUCCAAUUUGUUAUCUGUGCUACCUGACCAUUUGAAUGCAGAAAUUGUCUCUGGAACAAUUAAUUCUAAGCAAGAUGCUAUGGAUUACAUCACAUGGACCUACUUUUUCCGUCGGUUGGUCAUGAAUCCAAGGUUAGUAGCAUUUCUUAUUCAUAACAUAUUUGAUUCUUUUAUGAGAAGUCAUAUGGUCUUAAUAUUCUGA
This is a messenger RNA of Acanthosepion pharaonis, 588 nucleotides long. The record is from the annotation of a GenBank genome assembly. Lineage: Eukaryota; Metazoa; Mollusca; Cephalopoda; Sepiida; Sepiidae.